UACAGCCAAAUGUCUGAAGUGAAAGAUCUGCUGCUAGUAUCCUUCCUCUUGUUCGGUUGUCUGUUGCUGAAAUUUCCAUUCAGUGUGUCAGCGUAUGACCAUGUGACUAACAGAGAGCCAGGUUGUUAUAGGCACACAGAAAAAGAGUGAUCUCACCAGGGUCCUAUAAAAGCUUUUCUUUUAUAUGUUGAUGUUUGAACAGAAAAUACUUUUCAGUAUUAAACAGAAAGGUAAGAAAUAAAAUGUCUCAAAAAACUUUAUAAAUUGCUCUAGUUCUAGCACCAAGAAAAGGUUUUCACCAGUCAUUACUUGUCAAGAAUUUCAGUGUGUAGAUUCACUCAUUUUUUAAAAAUUAUUAUAGCAUCUUAGCAGCUAUAAUAGCAUCAUAGCAGCUCUGCCUUUUAAUAUAUAGUGAUUGCAGUUGUUGUAAAAGUGUCUAUCAUCUUACUGCCUUUUACAUUUCUUUUAUGACACUUUCCACAUGCUCUCACUGUUGAAUUGAAACUUUGUCAAUUAUAUUAAACCCCCUUUCAACAUUGGGUCAAGAUUAGCACUUGUACUUGUUAUAACCUGAAAAAAAAAGGAGUAUCCUUUGCUUGUUUUAGCUAAUCGUAAACGUUUCAUGUACAAUCCAGUUUAAAACGAAAGGAACUUUUAAGGUCAGAGAACCAUUGAAAUUUUUGCACUUAUGACUCGUACAUUUUUUUCUGCCUCUUUUACUCGCUCACAUAUAACUAAUUCUUAACUGAUAUAAUGGCCCUCACUCUCUCUUAGCCAGUUCACAGUUAAUGAAUGUUGGAGUUUUAUGACAGGGAGGAACAGAGUUUAUUAAAAUAUAACUAUGCUGAACAGCAUGUAUUUUAAUCUUUAACAUGGGAAAAGGUUCAGCUCUGGUUUUAAAAAGCUGCUCUCAAUGUUAAAGACAAGUUAAUAUACAGUAAUCUGCAUUUCAGUCCAAAAGAGCUCACUGUUUAGAUCUCUUUCAUAUAUAUGCAAUAAAUAAUACUUUUUGAGUUAAUAUUGAGUUUCUUUAGGUGUCUAACACCACAGUCUACAUGUAAAUAGUGGGAGAGACAUUUCAGGCAAAUUCACAUGCAAAUUGCUGUUUUGGCAGCCAUGUUUAUACUGUGCUGAAAUGAGCUUGAGAAUCGUGGGAUUGUGGGAAGGACAUCAGAUUUACUGAUUGUAUCUUAAGCUAUUCUACACCAUCUGACAACAAACAGCCAGCCGUUUACAAAACAUGAUCUAGAUUCUAAAAUCCUUAAUGCCUUCACAAAAUAAAGGCUGGCUUUACCUGUAAGCUAGGGUAGGGUUUUAUUAUUUGCUGUUAAAGAUUCUAGAUCUUCAACUUUAAUAAUAGUGAAAUGAGAUUAUGAAGAAGGUUUCAGGUGAUGAUUGAUGAAGUUUUACCUAAUAUUUCAGAGGAAAAGUCUGAAAAGGGAAAAUAGCAGUUAAGCAAUAGAGUACAGUCAAUAUAUAGUAAAUGUAUAAAUGAUUUACAGACUCUUUUGCAAUAGCACACAAUAAAACUAGGUAUGUUUCCAGCAAAGGACUUUGGUUUUUCUUUGCUAGUGGUUGUCAUUGAAAGUUCAAACGUGGGAAUGAAGGUUAAAUAGAUCAUAAAUUACAAAUGUAAAAAAAAAAAACUACCCCUACAUCUGCCAAUCCUGUCUAAGUUUACUCAAAUCUCCACCCCUGCAGGCAGGUGAUAUAAAGGUUUGUGCUCCCUUUUUGGAACAGCAGGAGCUUUUAUAUGUCUUCAGAGGACUGGAAUAGGAAAAGCCCUGCUGAAUAUUUAAUACAUUGAAAAGACAAAAUGGGAUUAGGUAAGGGUGGUGAGAAGUACAAAUUAGCAGCAACCUCUGAAGAUGGGGAGAAAAAGAAGAAAAAGGGGAAAAAGCAGGAGAAGGACAUGGAUGAUCUAAAAAAAGAAGUUGAUCUGGAUGAUCAUAAGUUGACCUUAGAUGAGCUUCAUCGCAAAUAUGGCUCUGACCUUGAAAGAGGUUUGACUUCUUCUCAAGCAAAGGAGAUUCUAGCACGAGAUGGACCCAAUGCCCUGACACCUCCUCCCACAACCCCAGAAUGGGUCAAAUUCUGCAAACAGCUCUUUGGUGGAUUUUCCACUUUAUUGUGGAUUGGAGCUAUUCUUUGUUUCUUGGCUUAUGGAAUCCAGGCUGCUUCAGAAGAUGAACCAGCAAAUGAUAAUUUGUAUCUUGGAAUUGUCCUAUCUGCGGUUGUAAUGAUCACUGGAUGCUUCUCAUACUAUCAAGAGGCUAAGAGCUCAAAGAUCAUGGAGUCUUUUAAGAACCUUGUCCCUCAGCAAGCUCUAGUUGUCCGUGAUGGUGAGAAGAGAAGCAUUAAUGCUGAGGAAGUAGUGGCUGGUGACAUUGUGGAGAUUAAGGGUGGUGACAGAAUCCCAGCUGAUCUGCGCAUUAUCGCUGCACAUGGAUGCAAGGUGGACAACUCAUCCCUUACUGGUGAAUCUGAGCCUCAGACUCGUGCUCCAGACUUCUCCAAUGAGAAUCCUUUAGAAACAAGGAACAUUGCAUUCUUUUCUACAAAUUGUGUUGAAGGUUCUGCCAAAGGUAUUGUCAUCAACACUGGUGAUCGCACUGUGAUGGGUCGAAUUGCCACCCUGGCCUCAAGUCUUGAGGGCGGAAAGACCCCUAUUGCCAAAGAGAUUGAACACUUUAUCCACAUUAUUACUGGUGUGGCUGUUUUCCUGGGUGUGUCUUUCUUUAUAUUGUCCCUUAUCCUUGGAUAUGGAUGGCUUGAAGCUGUAAUCUUUCUUAUUGGAAUUAUUGUUGCUAAUGUGCCUGAGGGUCUGCUUGCUACUGUGACUGUAUGUCUGACUUUAACUGCUAAACGUAUGGCCAAGAAGAACUGCCUGGUCAAAAAUCUUGAAGCAGUGGAGACACUUGGCUCUACCUCCACCAUCUGCUCAGACAAGACAGGAACUCUGACUCAGAACCGUAUGACUGUGGCACAUAUGUGGUUUGAUAAUCAGAUUCAUGAAGCAGAUACCACAGAGAACCAAAGCGGAGCCUCUUUUGACAGAAGCUCUGCUACAUGGUCUGCUCUUGCUCGUGUAGCCGGCCUGUGCAACCGUGCAGUCUUCCUGGGCGAUCAAGCAAAUGUUCCUAUCCUUAAGAGAGAAACUGCUGGUGAUGCAUCAGAGUCUGCUCUGCUGAAAUGUAUUGAACUUUGCUGUGGUACAGUGAAGGACAUGAGAGACAAAUACCCCAAGAUUGCUGAGAUCCCUUUCAACUCCACCAAUAAAUACCAACUUUCAAUCCACAAGAACCCAAACUCAUCAGAGACAAAACACUUGCUUGUAAUGAAAGGAGCUCCUGAGAGAAUCCUAGACCGUUGCUCAACAAUUAUAAUUCAAGGAAAAGAGCAACCACUAGAUGAUGAGAUGAAGGAUUCUUUCCAGAAUGCAUAUGUGGAACUUGGAGGUCUAGGAGAAAGAGUUUUAGGUUUCUGCCAUUACAGCCUGCCUGAUGAUCAGUUUCCUGAAGGCUUUGCAUUUGAUACUGAUGAAGUGAACUUCCCCACUGAGAACCUGUGCUUUGUUGGACUCAUGGCUAUGAUUGAUCCUCCUCGUGCUGCAGUGCCUGAUGCUGUUGGCAAGUGCAGGAGUGCUGGAAUUAAGGUUAUCAUGGUUACAGGAGAUCACCCAAUUACAGCUAAAGCUAUUGCCAAAGGUGUGGGUAUCAUCUCUGAAGGCAAUGAGACUGUGGAAGACAUUGCUGCUCGUUUAAACAUUCCUGUUGGAGAUGUCGACCCCAGGGAUGCAAAGGCUUGUGUUGUCCAUGGUGGCGAUUUGAAGGACAUGACCGCAGAAAAACUGGAUGAUAUUCUAAGUCAUCACACAGAAAUUGUGUUUGCCAGAACGUCUCCACAGCAAAAACUGAUAAUUGUUGAAGGCUGUCAGAGACAGGGUGCGAUUGUAGCUGUGACUGGUGAUGGUGUUAAUGAUUCUCCUGCUCUGAAGAAGGCUGAUAUUGGUGUAGCGAUGGGUAUUGCUGGAUCUGAUGUCUCCAAACAGGCUGCUGAUAUGAUUCUCCUGGAUGACAACUUUGCUUCUAUUGUAACUGGAGUAGAGGAAGGUCGUCUGAUAUUUGACAACCUUAAGAAAUCUAUUGCAUAUACUCUGACCAGCAACAUUCCUGAGAUUUCCCCCUUCCUGCUCUUCAUUAUUGCAAACAUUCCUCUUCCUUUGGGCACUGUCACUAUUUUGUGUAUUGACCUGGGAACUGACAUGGUUCCUGCUAUUUCUUUGGCAUACGAAGCUGCUGAAAGUGAUAUCAUGAAGAGACAGCCCAGGAAUGCUAAAACAGACAAACUGGUGAAUGAAAGGCUUAUUAGUAUGGCAUAUGGUCAAAUUGGAAUGAUGCAGGCUACUGCAGGAUUCUUCAGUUACUUUGUGAUUCUAGCUGAGAACGGAUUCUUACCUGCAGACCUAAUAGGAAUGCGUGUCAAAUGGGAUGAUAAAUAUGUCAAUGAUUUAGAAGACAGCUAUGGCCAACAAUGGACUUAUGAACGAAGAAAAAUUGUGGAGUACACAUGCCACACUGCAUUCUUUGUGAGCAUAGUAAUUGUGCAAUGGGCUGAUCUGAUCAUUUGUAAGACUAGGAGGAACUCCAUCCUACAGCAGGGAAUGAAAAACAAAAUAUUAAUCUUCGGGUUGUUCGAGGAGACUGCUUUGGCAGCUUUCUUAUCCUACUGCCCAGGCAUGGAUGUAGCUCUUAGAAUGUAUCCAAUGAAACCAAGCUGGUGGUUCUGUGCCUUCCCAUAUUCACUGCUCAUCUUUCUUUACGAUGAGGCAAGAAGAUACCUCCUUAGAAGGAACCCAGGCGGAUGGGUGGAAAAGGAGACAUACUACUAAGAAAACACCCUUCUCACAUAUGAAAUUCAUCAUGAAUGCAAACUUUCAUAGAAAUAAAGAAGCAUACAAAAUAUAUACUUUUUAUAUUUUGCAUUCAUAGUAAUAUAUUACUAAUAUUCUAAUAAAGGCAAACUAACACAGUAAAAAUGAGAAAAGGUUGUUUUCAUAAUUCACAAGCACAUCUUCUUCUUCUUCUGCAAUGUUCCUCUAAUAAACUCGUUUUUAAUUCUGUC
This is a messenger RNA of Silurus meridionalis, 5124 nucleotides long. RefSeq names its product sodium/potassium-transporting ATPase subunit alpha-1. Gene Ontology annotation, cellular component: membrane. The coding region runs from base 1817 to 4891 and encodes 1024 amino acids. NCBI's taxonomy places the organism in Eukaryota, Metazoa, Chordata, Actinopteri, Siluriformes, Siluridae. Gene Ontology annotation, molecular function: ATP binding; P-type sodium:potassium-exchanging transporter activity; ATP hydrolysis activity. The transcript has 22 exons. Gene Ontology annotation, biological process: potassium ion import across plasma membrane; intracellular sodium ion homeostasis; sodium ion export across plasma membrane. The record is from RefSeq and is a predicted model, not a curated record.